Messenger RNA from Sphenostylis stenocarpa, 4155 nucleotides. The record is from the annotation of a GenBank genome assembly. Lineage: Eukaryota; Viridiplantae; Streptophyta; Magnoliopsida; Fabales; Fabaceae.
AUGCCUGUUUCAGGACAUGAAGAGACCGGGGUAAAGUCCUAUGCUGGGCAAUUUAGUGGUUUAGUUGCAGGUGUGCCUAUCAAGAAAAGGAGAUUCCCUUCGUUUCAGCCUUCUUCCUCACCUGUGUCUGAGGAACCAUGCUCUCUCACCGAAGAAACUGAGUUACAACGUAAAGAAAAUUCAAGCACUUCUCAAGGAUCAACUUUAUCAAAUGCUAGUAUUGCAGGUGCACCAAUCAAGAAAAGAAGGUUCCCGUUUCUUCAGCCUUCUUCAUCCUCUUUGGAAGAGGCUUCGCGUUCAGAAGAAAGUGAUGCCUUGCGGAAGGAACAUUCAAGCACAUCACCGGGUUCAACCCUUUCUACCAGUUCUUCUAGUUUAUCUGAUGCUAAUGGAAUCCCUGCGCUUGAAGAUAAGAAAACAAGUACUGAUGUUACCAAUGCUAACAUGGGGCAAAGCAACUCUUGCUUCCUUAUACCGAAACACGAGGAAUCAAAUCUUGGUACUCAAUCAUGUACUUUGGAUGUCAUGGAUAGCAGAGAAAAGGUGAUACUCAGUGAAGAAUCUAACAAAAAAUUGGAAUCCCAAGUUAUCAAGGGGAAUUCUGAACUCUUAUUGGCUGCAAAGGAAGGUCUUGCUCUUAGCAUUGGAGCUGAUGUGAGCAAGCAAAAUGUCAAAGAUAUUUGUAAACAAGAGAGUCCUUUAGUUUCAGGAAGUACUAGAUUGUCUUUUAGCUUAGAGGAGCACCUCUUUCCAGAUGUUGCAAGUAUGGAGAAUGACAAGAAUCGCCAGAAAAUAGAGAAAGUGGAAUCUGUCUCAUUGGAAUUAUCUUUAAGCAAGGAAGACUGCAGUUGUCACAGUUUAAAUACUGAUGCUAAAACUGAUAGGAACAAGACUCCUGUUCACUCUAACAGGGCAAACUGGGAUCUGAAUACUACAAUGGAUGCAUGGGAAGAAUCUGGGACUGAAGCUGGCUUGGUUAAAACAUGUGUCGAUGGGAUCAAAAUGACUGAAAAUCCAGUUGUUGAAAAGCGGUUAAUGUGCUCUACUGGGAUGACACAACCGACAAGUGUUGUGUCUCUAAAGCCAAUGUGUGACGAGAGUCAGAAAAAAGAUUUCACUUUUUCAUCUGGAUUGUGUGGACAGAAGUUUAAAUUUGUUGAUUCUAGUAAUCUAUCUCUUACUCCUUUUCUUCAGAAAUAUACAGAGGAGCCCUCAAAAUUAUCUGUUAAACCGAAUUCUGGUAGUUCUAUUUCCAGCGUAAGCUUAUCUAGUGCGGCUUCAACUGCAGGUGAUGCAAAUACUUCUAGUUUUAGGUUGGUAAAACCAGAACCUUUUGAUGAGAACUUGAAAAAGGAUUUGAAGGAAGCUAAUGCUCCGGUGGGUUCAUCAGAUAGUGUGACUGUUAAACAAGAACUCUUUCAGCCUUUCAUUGUAAACUCUUCAAAGUUGUCAAAUGUAAGCAAUCUAAUGAAAGCUGAUACUGUCUCCGUUAAACAGGAACCAGAUCACACGGGUAGUCAAGAAAGAUCCAAUGCUGCAGUGAGUAAAACGGGUCAGUUGGAUAAAGAAUUACAACAAGGAUUGGAUAAUUCUUCUCCUUCAUUGUCGAUUUCUGUUUUGCCAGAGAUAACACAUAUUUCUGCUGAGGCAGCUUGUCCUCCAGUGAAACCUGUGCGUACAGCAGAGUUAUCAGCCAGUGAAAAUAUAGCAAGCCAGAUUGGAAACAGUAGUCCUACAGAUGGAGACAAUGUUGAGAAAGUUUGUAAUGAAGGUUGUUUAAAUGCUGAGCAGGUUACCAUAGAAACAGUUUCUAUGCCUAUGGUUGAUAAUGGUUCAGAGUUGAAGAAUUCUGGUCUGGAAAUUUCUUCUAUUGGUACUGAGGAUGAAAGGGCAGUCGAUCGUGAUGCAUGCAGAUUGAAACUCAUGAAUGAGCCUCUGCCUGCUACUCGAGGCACUGGUGAAGGCUGUGCAAGUGAUGAAGAAAAAAUAACCCUAUCAGGUGACAUGUUGGAGGAUGAUUCUUAUGAUUCUGAUUACGAGUCAGAUGAGAAUCAUGCUGUAACUAUUGCUGUGGAUACGGAGCGAUACGUUGAAGAUGAUGAUUAUGAAGAUGGUGAAGUUCGAGAACCACUGGAUCCUUCCACAGCAGAGGACACCAUAUGUGAGGUAAGAGAAGUAGAGCAUCCUGAUUGUAGUAACUUUGUAAAUAAGCAGAUGGAAAAAGGAAUGGUGAGUGAUGAUUGUAACGCAUCUAAUCAGGUAGUGGAAAAUAACAAUAAGCCUGCAAUUCAAAGUGAAAUGAACAGUGAAGAUGGUAUUGACAUUGAAAUGCAUGAGAGGUCUGGUAAGGUCGUUGACAAAAAUGUGUGCCUGCAAGAGUCAUUGGAUGACGAGAAGUCCAACAUUGCUGCUCAUGGGAACAAAACAGUAAAUGAUUUGCAAAUGAAAGCAUUAGAUCUUUUGGAAGGGAAAAACGUCUCUGAAGCUCUGGUGACAGAAUCACCUUCCAAUCAAGCCACAAAUGGAAGCUGUGGGGUUGAUGUCCAGUGUGCUGAUGAGGUUGUCAAAACAACUGACACAGUUAAACAAACUGAUCUAGAAUUGUCAAAUAUGGAAGUGUCUGCAAAUGCUAAUGAUGCAUCCAAAGAUGCCAAUAGUGGUGGUAAUCCAGGGAGAAUUAUAGAUCUGUCUCGAGCUACUUGUUCUUCAUCCCCUGGUAAAACUAGGCCCAUUUCAGGCAGAUCACUAUCAUCUCGAUCUGGAAGAGAUGUAUUGUCUGACACACUUGAUGGGGAUAAAUUACACAGAGGAAGAGAUGAAGUUUACAUUGAUGGCCCUCACAAAUUUUCAAGAGAAAGACAUAAUGAUAUGUCCCCUAGAAACUCUAGGUUGAAUUUUGGACGAGGUCGAGGCAGACUCAAUAGUCGUCUAGACUCAGUUCGUAGUGAAUGGGAAUCUGACCGUGAAUUUUCUGGUGAGUUUUAUAAUGGUCCAAAUCAGUUUCGUGGGCCAAGGCCUAAAUAUUCAUCUGCUUUUGCGGAUACUGAUUUGGAGUACAACAAUGUUGCACCUGAUGGCUUAUAUGUUGGGAAUGGUCGAUUAGGCAGAAAGCCAUUGAAUGAUGGGUCAUAUAUUGCACCAAGGAGGCGCUCACCCGGAGGUAGAGAUGACAUCCAAAUUGGUCAUAGAAAUCCAAGAAACAUCAGUCCUAAUAGAUGUAUUGGUGAUGGUUCAGACUUGGUUGGGGUGAGGCACAAUGAUAAAUUUAUGAGAGGUAUGCCUGAGGAUAACAUGGAUGCAAUGUUCACACGACCUCAAACAUUUGAGGGAAUGGAUGGUCGAUUUACAAGGGGGAGUAGGAAUUUUUCUUCCAUGCAGAGAAGGGGCCUUCCUCGUAUUCGUUCCAAGUCACCCAUCAGAUCUAGGAGUCGCUCACCUGGUCCAUGGUCAUCUCCCAGAAGAAGGUCUCCUAGAAGAAGAUCCCCUGAUGGUUUUGGUGGACAUCCAGAACUAACCCAUAGAAGAUCACCGUUUUACAGGGUGGACAGAAUGAGGUCUCCUGAUCGACCUGUUUUCCCUGCAGAGAGAGUGGUGAGACGACAUGGCUCCCCUUCGUUUAUGUCAAGACCUUCCAAUGAUAUGAGGGACAUUGAUUCUGCAAGGGACCAUGGCCAUCCAAGGUCUGGUCGAAUUCUAAUCAGGAACCGGAGGUUUGAUGUUGUAGAUCCCCGGGACCGUGCGGAUAAUGAUGAUGACUACUUUGGGGGGCCCAUGCAUUCUGGUAGGUUACUUGAGCUUAGUGGUGAAGGAAAUGGUGAGGACAGGAGAAGGUUUGGUGAGAGACGAGGACCUGUGCGUUCUUUUAGGCCUCCCUACAAUAACAAUGUUGGUGAGAAUUUUCACCUUAAUGCUGAGGACGGACACAGACAUUAUAGAUUCUGUUCAGAUGAUUCCGAUUUUCAUGAAAGAGGAGGCAACAACAUAAGGGAAAGGGACUUUGACAGGCGAAUCAAGGGCCGGGCGGCAAAUGUGCCACCCAGAAGAACAAGAAAUAUGGAUGAGCAGGAAGAGAAUUUCAGGCAUGGUGGUGGUGGACAGGUUUGGAGUGAUGACAGUUUUGAUGAUAUUUCACGGGUGAAGAGGAAAAGAUUUUGA